CGCUGCUUUCCUUAGCACAAAUCCAACUUGCGACUCAAGUACCCUCUUCCAUCACUUUAGGAUCAGAUUCACUUUCUCGCUCAAGCUCUGAUUCGAAGGUUUCGUCUGCGCCAGAAGAGCACCCAAUUUCGGUUGACCAUCACAACUGGGGGCCCGGCCAAAGGUGUCGGCUGGCGGGAUAUCCCUCUAGGUGGACCACUCAAUUCGGAAAGCCUGCGAAAAAGAAUAUGAAGCUGGGGCCGGGGCCGGGGCCGCAAUGAAGGAGGUGCUCGCAGAAUACACGAAAUGGCUAGAAGAACAUGAUGAAGAACUAGGGGGAUGGUUCAGGAGCUGCGGAGGAGAUGAAGAACCAGACUUGACUCCCAGUGAAAAUUCCGUCGAGCCGCGUAGUCGAGCCGGAUCAAGCGGCGUCAUACAAGAAGGCUUUGAACUCCAAACCUUCGCCUCUUCCAUUCGCACAUCCAAGAAUUACCAGACCUCUUACUGUUGGUCUCUCACUGGGCAGCACAUGCGAAGACCUGCAGAUACGAUGCUACAGACUGAAACUGCCGCGCAAGGAUAUCUGGAUAUCUUUGAGUCGCUCCAUAAGCCGUCUAGGCAUCGCUAUGGGUGUAGCCAUGGUAUGUUCUAUUCCAUAUAUGCGUGUAUUUCUGAGCUCGCUAAGCCAAAUCUUAUACAGGUCUCGCUUGCCACCAUUCCAGCUGGCUUCGACUUCUCUAUUUCGAUACUUUUAUCUUCACGUUGCGAAAUGCGGUUGGGGUAUCCGAGCAGGACAGGGCUAGCCGUGGGCAGAACGGAAAGGGUUAUGCUACUCAGCGUAUGUAGUAGCGAUGUGGUUCUAUACAUAUUAAUAGCAAAG
Desarmillaria tabescens is the source of this 859-nucleotide messenger RNA. RefSeq lists its product as uncharacterized. The transcript has 9 exons. The record is from RefSeq and is a predicted model, not a curated record. Lineage: Eukaryota; Fungi; Basidiomycota; Agaricomycetes; Agaricales; Physalacriaceae. The annotation marks the transcript as partial.